This is a messenger RNA of Rotaria sp. Silwood2, 1614 nucleotides long. The record is from the annotation of a GenBank genome assembly. Lineage: Eukaryota; Metazoa; Rotifera; Eurotatoria; Philodinida; Philodinidae.
AUGGCAUCUGGCAACGUACCUUUAAUUGAAGAUUCUAUUACUUGUGUGGUCUGUCUACAAUAUUUCGAUGAUCCACGUAUACUACCUUGUUCACAUACUUACUGUUUUAAAUGUAUUAAACAAGUGGCUUCUGUCAAAAACGGUGAAUUCGAAUGUCCAUUGCAGGAUGGAACUAAAAUCGAUAGUAAUCAUAUAGAUUCAUUACCGCUCAAUAGAGUAGCACGUGAUAUAAUUGAAUUACAUGUUUCAAAUACGAAAAAACAAUGUAAAUAUGGUGCCAGUUGUCAUGACCAAUCCGAUCCAACACAUUGUGCUCGUUUUCAACAUCCUACAAGAGCAUCAUCAUUCGUUGCAGCAGCUACUAAUGAUACUCAAUCAUCAAAUGUGAACUCAAAUACUGCUCGUUUGUCGCGUAUUCGUACAAAUCACAGCGGUGAUGAUAUUGAAAGAGAGCAUAGUAUUAGAGGUGGAAUGAAUUCUGGAAGAUCCAACAAACAAGAUGAAACAACAAUAAAAAGUAUGCUCGAGGAUGCUGUUAAUGUUUCACCAUUUUCAAAUACGAAAAAACAAUGUAGACAUGGUGCCAGUUGUCAUGACCAAUCCGAUCCGACACAUUGUGAUCGUUUUCAACAUCCUACAAGAACAUCGUCAUUUGUUGCAGAAGCUACUAAUGAUACUCAAUCAUCAAAUACGAACUUAAAUACUGCUCGUUCGUCGCGUAUUCAUACAAAUCACGGUGAUGAUGAUAUGCAAAAAGCUUAUAGAAUUGGAGGUGCGAUAGCUUUAGAAAGAUUGAGUCAACAGGAUCAAACAACAAUAAAAAAUAUGCGUGAGGAUGCUGUUAUUGUAGUGCCAGGUACUUAUGAUCAUAUUGAUCAGGUACUGACGAAGCUUAAUUUAAAAUUUAGCAUUGUUCAACAGCAUGAAUUAAUUAAUUAUCCAUUUCGUGCUUAUCAAACAGUAUAUAUUAAUUGCGCCUCCAACUUUCCCAAGGAAGCUGCUCAUCGUUUACGAGAAUUCGUUGACAAGGGUCUUCAUAUAAUAACAACCGAUUGGGCAUUAAGAAACGUUUUACAAGUAGCGUUUUCUGAUUUUGUUAGACAUAAUGGUCAAUCUACGCGCGAUGAAGUUGUUGGUAUCGAAGUGGUAGAUCCUAAUCAUCCAUUUGUUAAUGGUUUUGUAUUAGCUGCCAAACAUGCUCAACCACAAUGGUGGCUUGAAACUGGAUCACAUCCGAUUGAAAUUGUCAAUAAAGAAGAUGUUAAAGUUCUUAUACGUUCACAAGCUUUGCAUGAUAAAUAUCAUUCUGAUGCGGUUAUUGUCACAUUUGAUUGUGGACAAGGUAAUGUUACACAUAUGAUUUCACAUUUUUAUUUACAACGUUCCGAAACAGCUAAUACUCGUCAUAAGAUGCCCGCUCAACAAUAUGCACAAGACAUUAAAGCAUCAGAUAAUAUUACCAAACUAAUUACUAAAGAUGGUCAAAAUCUGAACUAUGCUCAAAUUCAAUCAUCAUCAACUUCAGCGCAAUUUAUUUACAAUUUAGUUUCGAAUCGUCUUAACUCUACAAAUCAAUCAACUUCAUCAACACAUAGUCGAAAGCAUUUUCAAUAA